AUGUUGUCAUCGUUGACAUCAAGAUGGUUUAUCUACUGGGUAGUGUCUAUUGCUAACAUAGUAGGAUACUUACUAUUUCUCCGCGGGUAUUUCCCUUCAAAGGUUGUGCUUCCAGGGUCCAACACCUUCACUAGUGGUUCAGUUUCUCCAUUUUUGGAUCUCAAUGGCCAGCCAAAAUUUGAAAGAUUCAUACUCAUGGUGGUGGAUGCAAUGCGCUCAGACUUUUGCUAUGGUGAAAACUCGGGAUUUGAUUUUUUGCAGCAAUUAAUCAAACAAGGAAAUGCAAUUCCAUUCACUGCAUUUUCAAAUCCUCCAACGGUAACUUUACCAAGACUCAAAGGGAUCACCACCGGAGGUACACCGAACUUUUUGGAUGCAAUCUUGAACAUUGCAGACGACUAUGAUGACUCACAAGGCUUGCACAACCAAGACUCUUGGAUUCAUCAGCUAAAGUUGAAAAAUAAAACUAUAAACUUUUUUGGAGAUGAUACUUGGUUGAAGUUGUUCCCCACCGAAUUUCAAGAAUACGAAGGAACUAAUUCCUUUUUUGUUAGCGAUUUCACAGAGGUUGACAAUAACGUAACUCGCCACUUGGAUACUCAAUUGUUUAAAGAGCAACAUGUUGCAAAUAAUAAAAAUUGGGAUGGCUUAAUCCUUCAUUACUUGGGAUUGGAUCAUAUAGGGCAUAAGGGUGGGCCAAACUCGGUAUACAUGAAACCAAAACAAAAGGAAAUGGAUUUGAUUGUAAAGCGUUUAUACAACUACAUCAACGAUAACCAGGAAACUGUUCUUAUUGUGAUGGGCGACCAUGGAAUGAAUGAGGUUGGUAAUCACGGCGGAUCAUCACCAGGUGAAACAUCCGCAGCACUCACUUUUAUAUCACCCAAGUUUAAUGUGUACAAUGACAAUACAAGAACUGGAGAACAAAAGAAAUAUGAUGAAUACGAUUUUUACAAUAGCAUAUCUCAAAUAGAUUUGGUCCCUGCAAUUGCUGGUUUAUUAAAUUUUCCCAUUCCGAAAAAUUCUUUGGGAGUCAUGCCCUUCCCACUUUUACAACAGUGGCCCGAAGGCAAAAGAUACGACAUUAUAUUUGAAAACUGUCGACAAAUCAUGGACCUCUAUAGUGCCAAGUAUGGCGAACAGGACCCUAUUUGGCAUGAAUGGUUAGAGUUGAGUCAAAGCAAGAAUCACAAGAUUGAAAAGAUUUAUACCUUUUUACACAAGGUGCAAGUAGACCUUGCAUCGUCUGCAACCAAUUACAAUUACAAAGACAUCUAUAUUGGAGCAGCAAUUAUGUCUAUUGCAACUAUAGUCACCGUGCUUUUAUUCAAUCUCUAUUUUUUCCGCAUUGCACUGAUAUCUCCAUUAACUGUUGCAACUUUUCAGGUUCUUACAGUCUUUUAUGCAAUACAUUUCCACGGAUCUUCAUUGGUUGAGGAAGAACACCACCUUUGGAACGCGGCAACAACGGUUGGCAUUAUUUGUAUGGGUCUUACUUACUUUGAUUUGUUCAAUAGUAAAAGAAAAGUUGCUUUGUUGGUAGUUUUACUAUUCUGUCUAAGAUUAAUAAAGUCUUGGAAUACUACCGGACAGAAAUGGCUAAAUGAGCCGACAAUUGGCGAAUACUUGUCAAAGUCAGCAACGGGAUUACUAUGGACAUUGAUAUUACUAACCUACAUAAUUUGUUCCACUUUAACCUAUAUACAAGUGAUUGGGUCGCAUUUCAGAAUCCUGAAACCGUCAGACCUUGUGACGUGUUGCGAUUAUAGCGCUUUCUUUGUUGCAAUUGGAGUUUCGAUUGGAGGUUCAUUGUCCUUGCUGUUCAAGAUUGUGCAAUAUUGCAUUGAUGGGGGCAUUUUGCCUGUUUUCUUGAAAUUUUUAUUGAAAUGGAUCCUUGCAAAAUUCAAAAUCGACUUGACAAACGAUUUCAAUCUUGAAGACCCCAGCACUAAAUUUAUCUUACUGGAUGUCAGUAUCCAGCUUUCCCGAUGGUGCUUAUUUUCACUUUUUGGAGUACUUAUAACUCAUCUUGCACUUUCAAAGUUUAUGAAGAAAAGUGCCAUGGGCAAAAGAGGAACAGUGACUUUUAUUGCAAAUAUAAUCACCAUCUACUUGAUACACCAGACAAGCUACAAGAAUAUCCCCAUAUUUUUGUUGCUCACAAUCUCAAAAUUCGCGCUUGCAAAAUUGAUACAACAAAAGACAUUAAAUAUUGAUCAACACAUUAUGAUAGUCUCGUCAGUGUGUCUUGGAUUACAACAACUCACUUUUUUCUUCAUGGGCAACACCAACUCAUUAGCCACCGUUGACUUAUCAAAUGCAUAUAACGGUGUCAAGUCGUACGAUGUGAUUUUAGUUGGGAUUUUGACUUUUAUUUCCAACUUUGCUGGCCCUAUAUUUUGGUCAUUUUCAGCUAUACAGCUCUUGUUUGAACCCAGUCUCGUAUCAUUUGAGGAGAACACAAAUUACGACUUGGUCAACUACCCAAAAUUAAAAAGCUCAAUUUUUUUGAUUCGCGGUCUCAUUUUACUAUUCUUUUACACGGUUUCGGGCUUAAGCUUGGUUGCCUCUUGCAUCAACCUAAGGUUUCAUUUGUUUGUUUGGACAGUAUUUUCACCAAAGUUAUUAUAUUUUGGAAGCUGGCUUUUGCUAUUCAACACGGGAGUUGAUUUGAUAAUCAGUAUGAUUACGGUUUAUUUAUGA
Messenger RNA from Lodderomyces elongisporus, 2703 nucleotides. RefSeq names its product mannose-ethanolamine phosphotransferase (gene GPI7). The transcript has a single exon. The record is from RefSeq and is a predicted model, not a curated record. Gene Ontology annotation, biological process: GPI anchor biosynthetic process. Gene Ontology annotation, cellular component: endoplasmic reticulum membrane. Lineage: Eukaryota; Fungi; Ascomycota; Pichiomycetes; Serinales; Debaryomycetaceae. Bases 1 to 2703 code for a protein of 900 amino acids.